Penicillium longicatenatum is the source of this 1083-nucleotide messenger RNA. RefSeq lists its product as uncharacterized. The transcript has a single exon. Bases 1 to 1083 code for a protein of 360 amino acids. Lineage: Eukaryota; Fungi; Ascomycota; Eurotiomycetes; Eurotiales; Aspergillaceae. The record is from RefSeq and is a predicted model, not a curated record.
AUGGCCGGUCCCGAACCCACCAGCACCGUCCCCGCUACGCCCCGCCGGCUCCUCCUAGUCAGCAUCCCUCGAACAGCCUCAAAUCUUCUCCUGAAAAUCCUCAAUAUCCCCAAGCAGCCCAAUCUCCUCACCAGCCAAAAAGGCGGCUACUUUUUCUACCCAGCAUUCUCCCGAGUUGCCGCCUCAGACAAGAAUUACUUAAACAAAACGAGCAUUGAGGAAUGGACCGACGAUGAUAAACUUGAAAUAAAGAACUCCUUCCAGGAGUGUUUCAACACACUGGAGGAGUUCUCCACGCAAGCCGACAAUGCCAAUAAAAUGAUGUUCGCAAAGGAGCACGCAUACUGGCUCUACCCUCCCGCCGCCCUCCUCAAGGCCCAAACAGGCAUCCACGACGAAGAAUUCUUCCAGGCUUUCCGCCUAGACAUGCCAGAGAAAUACGGUCCCCAGACAUACUCCCGGUUCAACGAGACGCUUCUUUCGGACGAGUACCUGCGCUCGUGGCAGAUGGCUUUCAUCAUCAGACACCCAGCACUGGCCUGGCCAUCCCUAUACAGGGCCAUGGUAAAAGUCGCUCAAACCGGUAUGCUGGACGAAGACGGUAUAAAGGGUGCUUCGUUUUCGAACAUGGAUAUGCAUUGGACGCGGUUGAUGUAUGAUUGGUGUAUGGAGCAGCCUGAUACACCUGUCCAACCACCCGUUAUCGACGCCCAUGAUUUAAUCCAUAACCCCGAGGUUGUGUUGAAGUUGUGUGAGCGGACUGGAUUAGACAAGAGCGUUGUGCAAUUUGAGUGGGCGGGUAAGGAUGAAGUCAAGAAGUCGGCUCAGUGGGAUAAUGGUGAUCCGAAUGCUAGUGCUCAGGAAUUUGAGAUGAAUGUGGGUGCUGCUAAAAUUAUGCUUGCUACGUUGGAGAAUUCUUCGGGUAUUGUUAAGGAUAAGGCGCCGGAGGUUAUUGAUAUCGACGCUGAGGCGAUCAAGUGGAAGGAGGAGUUUGGGGAGGAGACUGGGGGGCUUUUAGAAGUAUAUGUUCGGAAGUCGAUGCCUGAUUAUGAGUAUCUGAAGGCGAGACGGAUUACUGUUUGA